Messenger RNA from Hippoglossus stenolepis (Pacific halibut), 7767 nucleotides. RefSeq names its product myosin-7-like. The record is from RefSeq and is a predicted model, not a curated record. Bases 78 to 5969 code for a protein of 1963 amino acids. Lineage: Eukaryota; Metazoa; Chordata; Actinopteri; Pleuronectiformes; Pleuronectidae. Gene Ontology annotation, molecular function: actin filament binding; cytoskeletal motor activity; ATP binding. Gene Ontology annotation, cellular component: myosin complex. The transcript has 45 exons.
CAGAACUUCCUCACGUAUCGUGCUGCAGCAGAGACACUGAAUCCACCGCGAGCUUCGGACCAGACCAACCUGACACAAUGUCUCGGUUCCUGGAUUUGGACGAGUUUGGAGAAGCUGCUCGCUUCAUUCGUCUCACCAACCUGGAGCAGCUGGCUGCGAUGGCCCAGGCUUAUGAUGGUACGAAGCGUGUCUGGAUGCCGGACGAGACUGAAGCGUAUGUUGAAGUGGAGCUGAAAGAAGUGAAUGGAGACAAGUCCACUGUGGAGACCAAGGACGGACGGUUUCUGAUCGUGAAAGGAGACGACCUCCAGCCCAUGAACCCUGCGAGGUUCGACAUGUUGGAGGACAUGGCCAUGCUGACUAAUCUGAACGAAGCUUCUGUCCUUUUCAACAUGAGGAGAAGAUACAGCAUGUGGAUGAUCUACACCUACUCGGGGCUGUUCUGUGUCUGUGUCAAUCCGUACAAGUCGCUGCCGGUCUACUCUCGUCAGGUGGUAAGGGCCUAUAAAGGAAGGCGGCGCACAGAGACUCCGCCCCACAUCUUCUCCAUCGCCGACAACGCCUACACCGACCUGCUGCAGAAUCGAGAGAACCAGUCGAUGCUCAUCACAGGUGAGUCUGGUGCAGGGAAAACAGUCAACACUAAGAGAGUGAUUCAGUAUUUCGCCAUCAUCGCUUCUCUGGGAGAAAAUGUGAAGAAAGGAGGAUCUUUGGAGGACCAGAUCAUUGAAGCUAAUCCGGCUAUGGAAGCGUUCGGCAACGCAAAAACCAUCCGAAACGACAACUCCUCUCGUUUUGGAAAGUUCAUCAGGAUUCACUUCGGGACGACGGGGAAGCUGGCGUCUGCCGACAUCGACAUUUAUCUUCUGGAAAAAUCCAGAGUCGUGUUCCAACAGCCCGGAGAGAGGAGCUACCACAUCUACUACCAGAUCCUGUCCAAUCACAAACCAGAGCUACAAGACAUGUUGCUGGUGACCACCAACCCCUACGACUACCACUUCUGCUGCCAGGGUGAGACCAAGGUGGACAGCAUCAACGACGGGGAGGAGCUGAAGCUCACUGACCACGCCAUGGACACGCUGGGCUUCACUCCUGAAGAGAAGUACGGCUGCUAUAAGAUCGUUGGCGCCAUCAUGCACUUUGGUAACAUGAAGUUCAAGAAGAAACAGAGGGAGGAGCAGGCCGAGGCCGACGGCACGGAGAGUGAGGAUAAGGCAGCCUAUCUGAUGGGCAUCAGCUCUGCCGACCUGCUGAAGGGCCUCCUGAACCCCCGCGUCAAGGUCGGAAACGAGUUCAUUGUGAAAGGACAAACUGUGGAACAGGUUAACUUUGCAGUUGCAGCCCUGGCUAAGGCCACGUACGACCGCAUGUUCAAGUGGUUGGUGAGUCGUAUCAACUCGUCCUUAUACACCCCGCUGCCUCGUCAGUACUUCAUCGGAGUCCUCGACAUCGCCGGCUUCGAGAUCUUUGAGUUCAAUAACUUUGAGCAGCUGUGCAUCAACUUCACCAACGAAAAACUGCAGCAGUACUUCAACCACCACAUGUUCAUCCAGGAGCAGGAGGAUUACAAGAUGGAGGGGAUAGAGUGGACCUUCAUCGACUUCGGUUUGGACUUACAGGCCUGCAUCGACCUCAUAGAGAAACCCAUGGGUAUUCUGUCCAUCAUGGAAGAGGAGUGUAUGUUCCCCAAGGCCACGGACCAGAGCUUUAAAACCAAACUCUAUGACAACCAUCUGGGCAAGUCGCCCAACUUCCAGAGGCCAAGGCUGGACAAGAAGCGCAAAUAUGAGUCGCACUUCGAGGUGGUUCACUAUGCUGGAGUGGUGCCGUACAACAUCACAGGCUGGCUGGAUAAAAACAGAGAUCCUCUGAAUGAGACGGUGGUGGUUCUGUUCCGGAAAUCCUCAAACAAGCUGAUGGCUAAACUUUUUGAGAACUACAUCACCACUGAGAUGGCUUCUGAUCCGAAGUAUGAAACCAGACACAGGAGGAAAGCAGCUUCCUUCCAAACAGUUUCCCAGUUACACAAGGAGAAUCUUAAGAAGCUGAUGGCGAACCUCCGCAGCACUCAGCCUCACUUCGUCCGCUGCAUCAUCCCCAACGAGACCAAGACUCCAGGUGUGAUGGAUCCUUUCCGGGUCCUCCACCAGCUGAGGUGUAACGGAGUCCUCGAAGGGAUCAGGAUUUGCAGGAAGGGCUUUCCCAACCGCAUCCUGUACGCUGAGUUCAGACAGCGUUAUCGCAUCUUGAAUCCUUCUGCGAUUCCGGAGGAUUCCUUCGUGGACAGCAGGAAGGCCGUGGAGAAACUGCUGGGCUCCCUGAACAUCGACCACACCCAGUACAAGUUUGGACACACUAAGGUAUUUUUUAAGGCCGGUCUGUUGGGUCUGCUGGAGGACAUGAGGGACACUCGUCUGUCUGAGAUCCUCACCGUCGUCCAGGCCAUGUGCAGAGGGAAGCUGAUGAGGAAACAACGAGAGAAGCUGAUACUGCAAAGGGAGGCUGUGAUAGUGAUCCAGUUCAACCUCAGAGCUUUCUUCACAGUGCGGACUUGGCCGUGGAUGAUGCUGUUCUAUAAGCUCCGCCCCCUGCUCAGGAGCGCCCAGGUGGAGAAAGAACUGGCUGCUCUGAACGAGGACUUCACCAAACUCAAAGAUGCCUUCGACAGGUCGGAGGUGAAGCGUCAGGAGGCCGAGGUGAAGCAGGUGGAUCUGGUUCAGGAGAAAAAUGACCUGUCUCUGCAGCUCCAAGCUGAGCAGGACAACCUGUCGGAUGCAGAGGACCGCUGCAAUCAGCUGAUCCAGUCCAAAGUCUCUCUGGAGUCCAAGCUGAAGGAGAUGCAGGAGCGGCUGGAGGACGAGGAGGAGCUGACCGCCACACUGACGUCCAAGAAACGCAAACUGGAGGAGGAGACGAUAUCGCUGAAGAAGGACGUGGACGAUCUGGAGAUCACCCUGGCUAAAGUGGAGAAGGACAGACACGGACUGGAGAACAAGGUGAAGAACUUGUCCCAGGAGAUGUGUGUUCUGGACGAAUCGAUAGCGUCUCUGUGCAGAGAGAAAGCCGCCCUGCAGGAAGCUCAUCAAACGGCUCUGCACGACCUUCAGGGUCAGGAGGACAAAUGUAACAUGUUGGCCAAAGCAAAAACUCGACUCGAGCAGCAAGUGGACAAUGUGGAAGGUUCCUUGGAGCAGGAGAAGAAGGUGAGGAUGGAUCUGGAACGAACCAAAAGGAAGCUGGAGGGGGAUCUGAAGCUGUCCGUGGAUUCAUUGAAGGAACUGGAGAUCCAGAAGGAAGAGUUGGAUGAGAGACUGAGAAAGAAGGACCAAGAGUUGAUCCAGCUUCAGUCUAAAAUGGAGGAUGAGCAGAGUUUGGUGGCUCAGCUUCAGAAGAAAGUCAAAGAGCUUCUGACUCGCAUUGAGGAGCUGGAGGAGUCGCUGGAGGCGGAGCGGGCGUGGCGCGCCAAAGCCGAGCACCAGAGGAACGACAUCGCCAGAGAGCUGGAGGAGCUGGGAGAGAAACUGGAGGAGGCGGGAGGAGCCUCUACUGCUCAGAUCGCCCUCAACAGGAAGCGAGAGGCAGAUUUCCUGAAGAUGCGGCGGGAUCUGGACGAGGCGGGGCUUCACCACGAGACCACGGCCGCCACCUUGAGGAAGAAGCACUCGGACACGGUGGCGGAACUCGGCGAGCAGAUCGACAAUCUGCAGAGAACCAAACAGAAACUGGAGAAGGAGAAGACGGAGUUCAGACUGGAGGCCGACGACCUGGCUUCUAACGUGGAGCAGCUGUCCAGAGCCAAGGGAGCCGUAGAGAAGAUGUGCAGGGUUUAUGAGGACCAGCUGAAUGAGAGCAGGAGCAAAGCUGAAGAGCUGCAGAGACAACUGACAGAAGUCUCCACUCAGAAAGCACGAGCGCAAACCGACAUUGCUGAAUUCAGCCGUCGUCUGGAGGAGCGAGAAGCUAUGAUUGGUCAGCUUCAGCGCUCGAAGGCGGGGGUUUUCCAGAACUCCGAAGAUAUGAAGAGGCAGCUGGAGGAGGAGAACAAAGCUCGUGCAGCACUGGCUCACUCUGUGCAGUCGACCCGUCACGACUGCGGCCUCCUCAGAGAGCAGCUGGAGGAGGAGCAGGAGGCCAAGGCUGAACUGCAGAGGGCGCUGUCUAAGGCCAACAGCCAGGUGGUUCAGUGGAGAGCCAAGUACGAGACAGAGGCCGUGAUGAGAAUAGAAGAGCUGGAGGAAGCAAAGAAGAAGUUGGUUGUCAAGCUGCAGACUAAUGAAGAGGCUGUGGAGGCGUCUCAGGCCAAAUGUUCCUCGCUGGAGAAAACCAAACUGAAGCUACAGACAGAGAUGGAAGACCUGGUGGUUGAACUCGAACGCUCCAACUCUGCCGCUGUGGCUAUGGACAGGAAGCAGCGUAACUUUGACAAGUUGUUGAGCGACUGGAAGCUGAAGUUUGAAGAGUGUCAGUUGGACUUGGAGUCGUCACAGAAAGAGUCUCGCAGUCUGAGCACCGAGCUCUUCAAACUCAAGAACUGUUACGAAGAAGCUCUGGACCAUCUGGAGACGGUUAAACGAGAAAACAAGAACCUACAAGACGAGAUCCUUGACCUGACAGACCAGAUCGGUCAUGGAGGGAAGACCAUCCAUGAGCUGGAGAGGAUGAAGAAGAUCCUGGACGUGGAGAAGAGCGAUAUCAGAGCAGCUCUGGAGGAGGCAGAGGGCAGUCUGGAGCACGAGGAGAGUAAGACACUGAGGGUUCAGAUGGAGCUGCAGCAGGUGAGGACUGAGAUCGACCGCAAGAUCGCAGAGAAAGACGAAGAAAUCGACAUCCUCAGGCGGGGCAACCAGCGUUCCCUGGAUACCAUGCAGGCCAGUUUGGAGGCGGAGGUUCGAAGUCGCACUGAGGCCGUUCGUCUGAAGAAGAAGAUGGAGGCUGACCUGAAUGAGAUGGAGGUUCAGCUGGGACACGCCAACAGACAGGCGGCUGAGAGCCAAAGGAUCAUCCGACACCUGCAGACGCAGGUUAAAGAGCACCAGGUGGAGCUGGAGGAUAAAGUCCAUUUGACCCAUCAGCUGAAAGAACAGAUCCUCCUGUUGGAGCGACGCUGUUCUCUGAUGACGGCGGAGGAGGAGGAGCUCCGUAUGGUCCUUGAGCAGAACGACCGGGCCCGCAAGAUGGCCGAACACGAGUUGCUGGAGGUCGUAGAGAGAGUGAACAUGCUCUCCACACAGAACUCCGGUCUGAUGAACCACAAGAAGAAGAUGGAGGCUGAUCUGUCUGUGCUGACAGGAGAGGUGGAAGAGGCCAUACAGGAGAGGCGCAGCUCUGAUGAGAAAGCAAAGAAGGCCAUCACUGAUGCAGCUCUGAUGGCGGAGGAGCUGAAGAAGGAGCAGGACAGCAGCGGCAUGUUGGAGAGAAUGAAGAAGAACAUGGAGUUGACAGUGAAAGACCUGCAGGUGAAACUGGAUGAGACGGAGCAGAUGGCGCUGAAGGGAGGAAAGAAACAGCUUCACAAGCUGGAGACGAGAGUGAGGGAGCUGCAGACGGAGCUGAUGGUGGAGCAGAAGAAGAGUGACGAUUAUCAGAAAGGAGUCCGUCGCUACGAGAGAAGAGUCAAAGAGCUGACGUACCAGGUUCGAUCCCCUGCUUCCCUCCUCGUCGUACAGACCUUCUGUUGGGUCUGUGGUGUUUACUGGUUUCUCUCUGUGUUCCUGCAGACGGAGGAGGACAGGAAGACUCUGCUCAGGAUGCAGGAGCUGGUCGAGAAGCUCCAGACCAAAGUCAAGAGCUGCAAGAGACAAGCUGAGAACGCUGAGGAGCAGGUGAGCGGUACCACGGUGCGUUUCAGGAAAGUCCAACACGAGCUGGACGACGCCGAGGAGAGAGCUGAUAUCGCAGAGACGACGGUCAACAAGCUGCGCAUUCGAACCCGCGAACAGACCACCAAGGUCGCCGUGAUCACUGAAUGAAGCUCCUCUGACUCUACAGACGCCAUCGGUGUGUUUCUGGUGUUCGUGGCGUCUCUGAUGUUUGAUUGCUGUGUUUUCGUGUGAUGUGUUUGUGUUGUAUAAUCCAGGAUCACGACUUAAAUCGGCAUCAUCUACUGAUGACGUCCAUGUCAGUCGGUUUCUAUGAUUCUCCACUGCAAAGCAUUUGAGUGAACUGAUUUGUACAGGAAGUGUCGAAGGCAGCGAGAACGUACGAGAUCAGCAGCAGAGUCACGUUUACGGGUUUGUUGGGCACCAAGGUUUCAGCAGUGAGUUCACGCAGCUACAGAUAAAGAACAUGUGUCAGUCAGACCAGUGACUGUAAAUAUAGACAAUAUGACACCUCCCAAAAAUUAAGUCAAACGAUCUCGAUCGUAAAAUGGUAACGCCCAUAUUUUGGCUUCAUUUUUGUUCAACAGGAGGAAGUAGAGACAUGUCAUUGAUCAUCUGUAUGUAUAUAUAUAUAUAUAUAUAUAUAUAUAUAUAUAUACAGUCAUUUAUCAUCUGUAUAUACAGACAUUGGUCAGGCCCUGUUCAAACCUGGUAUCAACAUAAUUCUCAGGUGAUCUUUUUAUCAUUAUUUUCUGUCAUGCAAAACAUUUCGUACUUUGUUUCCAUUGGCGAAGUUGUUGUUUUUAACCGACAUGCAGCAGUGAAUUAAAUGAGAAGAAGAAGAAAUCAAAACAACACAGACUGGUGUUUUCCAGUCAAACCAAAUCAGUCAAGAUGUUUGAUUGUGAUUUCUCUGUAGGCUUUUAGAAAGUUUGAGACUUCGUCAAUAGAGACGACGUGUUUGUUGCAAACUGAACUUCCUCUUUCACAGAGGAUGUCAGCAGGCGAUCUUUAAGUGUGGCCACGUUAAUGUGGACUGAGGCAUCAAAUCUCAAUGCGUCCUCGAGUUACGACUUGUGGUUAGAUAACCCGAGACACAAAACUGAAAUAAAGCACCUUUAAAUCUGAAUUAAAGGUAGGGUUGGUCAUUUCUUUUUAUUUGUAUAAAUCCUCAUCACGUUCCGAUAGCAUCAAUAAAUAAAGUUGUCUGAAAAAACUGUAAAUGUCUGUGGCCCUCGCAGGACGGUAAUAAUCAUUUCAUUCAAACCGAAUGAACUGAUUGGCUGGCGUACCUGUCAGUCACUAGUUGGUGAGCGAGUCACGGAAUAGUUUUCUAGCUUCUAUCAGGCAGUGGGCGUUCCUGUGUUUUGGGGCGGAGCUUUGAUGAGAGGGGGUGCAGUAAGUCGGUGAAACCUGCUGUUGCUUUUCCAGGAUGUACAACCCCAGUUUGUGUUGUUGUAUUGACCGUGAACCGGAUUACUCUCUGGUGUUAGAAUCUCUGUGGUGAACACACUGAGAUCAAAUCUGGUGAUUAGCCUCUUGUAGCUUUUAGCUUCGAGUUGACUGUUCAGCUGCCAAUAGAAAAGCAGGCAGCUGAAAUAAAGAAUAAAUAAAAAGACAACACGAGAGCAGACACAGUCAGAGCAGCUGGAGAGGAUCCUUCAGCAGCUGAAGAGCCUGAUGUUCCUUCAGGAGGUGGAGACCAAACACUGAGAUGAAAGAGAGGAAACACCACAAUGUGUAUCUGACGUCUGGAUGUGAACGAAUAAAGUUGUUACUAACAAAUGAGUCACAACUACUUUAUAAACCAGAGAUACAUCAGAAGUGAAUCUAUGAGUUUUCCUGUUUUCAGUCUGUACAUCUGAUCUGAAUAUUGACGUGUGGGUUUUACUCUAGUUGGUGAUUUUUCUCAGUGUAGUAAAGAAAAAAUAAAAAGGUUUGUGUCUGA